Messenger RNA from Saccostrea echinata, 1856 nucleotides. RefSeq lists its product as uncharacterized. NCBI's taxonomy places the organism in Eukaryota, Metazoa, Mollusca, Bivalvia, Ostreida, Ostreidae. The record is from RefSeq and is a predicted model, not a curated record. Bases 482 to 1432 code for a protein of 316 amino acids. The transcript has 2 exons.
CAUACAAGCUUCGUAACUUGAAAAACAAUUAUAAAUGGCUCUAGUAGCAAAUAGCCCAAUAGUUUGUUUAACGGUCUAAAGUAGAUGGGCUGGUAAAGUUUUGUCUUCUUUUUCGAUACGGGUUUACAAAAAAAAAAAUCACAGUAAUUGGUACAAGUAUACCCUUUUUUCACAUUUGACAUUGGGUUAUUGCAGAUUAAACGAAAAAGAGUGUAUAUAACUCGAUUGUAGGCAUUUUAUCUGUACCCGGGGGAGAAAAAGUUCGUGUAGAACAUUUGAUAGGUCGAUUUAAUCCUAGGCGUCCAUGAAGGGGUUUAAGAAAUCGUUCGAUUAGCGUUAAUCUCUAUGUGUCCGAAAAGGUUUUUGUAGUCAAUCUUAAUGUACUUAGCAACAAAAAUAGCUCACCAUGUGUCGGGUAUGUUUUCUGACGGACGUAACUUUUAAAGAGGUAUGAAUUAGAAUCAGGAUUCUGUAGGAAAACAUGCCGGGUGAUAUAGCAUCGCCUGAUCUUAGGUUCGCCCGUCCAAAAACGAGCCCCGGUGUCACCCCCCAGACAAGCGGGGGUAAACCGGAGGCCACCGACAAUACUGAGGAAUAUCAUGUAGAACUGUUGGAAUACGAAUGGCCGGAUCUUCCGCCAAUCCCACAAAUGAAGGAUGCCAUCACGCGAGAGCGAGUCAGCAAAGGCAUUAGUUACAUUCUGCCUAUUGAUAAGUCAAUGAUCUCAAUUAAUAACCACUAUCGGACAGACCUCCGGGCAAUGUUCCAAGAGCCGUACGCAAGCGAUAAACUCAGGUUCGACGAAAAUAAAUUGAAAUUAAGUGCAAAAAUUCAUUUUGAUACAAAUACGGGAGAUACAAAGUGGACAAGAAAGCUGUUAAAGUCUGUUCCGGUGGAAAUUAAUUCAGAGUCGGACAAAAUAAGGAAACUGUAUGCCAGAUCCGCUCCUGCGGGUGGCUCUAGGCGGUCAAAUUUCGAUCUUGACCAAAUGAAAACAAGGUCCAAUCUGUAUCUUCCAAUGAAAACGCGAGCCCACCCAGAAGCUCAAAAACUCCGAAAAGAAGUGGAGAAAAUCAUACAAAGUGUGCAAGAAGAUGGUGAAGACUAUAAUGACGAUAAAUUCAAACAAUCGGAAGAGGAAAUCAGCACUGCAAAGCUUGCAAUUUCCCGUCCAUCGUUAGCGCCUCAUAUGACGAGGGACAGUAUCAUGAGUAACGCAAGUUCUCAUUCCACAAGGCCACGGCUUAAACUAACUGCAGAGAGGUUUAACAGCUACGAACAGCUCCAGAAGACAAAACCCCCAAAACCCCAGAUCCCCGAAAUCCUUAAAUCCCGCUACCUCAGUGCCGAAAAGAACCAGGCCAUCUGGGAGUGGCUACACCACGGCGAGGAGAUGACGGAGUUUGAGUUCUUUCUAUCGGUGUGUGGAUGAAAGUGGAGAGGUGGAUACGUAAGAGCUGCGGAAAUAAUGGAUUCUGUAACCGAUUCACGUGUUUAAUAUAUAUCAGUAUUGUGGACACACAUAAUGUGAUACUGUUCAGCAAUAUGUAAAGUUGAACUUGGGCAGCUCGAACAUCGGUCGAAGUGAUUUGGAAGUCCCAACCAUUUUUUAAAAAAAUGUUUUUUAAGCUUAAUAUAUUGAAUCUUCGAAUAUUUCGACCAUAUCGAGUUCGAGAUAACAAGGUUUGACUAUAAAUUGUAUACAAUAGUAAAGUAUAUCCCAAUACCUAUUACAUGUAUUAUGCGAGUCAAGGAUCAUUUAUUAUAUAAAUGUUUUAAAGGUAGUUUGACAAAUAUUUUUUGUGUGCUUCAUACAUAUUUCAUUCAUCUAGUCUUAUAUUGCCUUAUUGUGCCAA